ACAACGAGCCGUCGCUGUAGGCCUCCCUAAGGGUCGUGCGGACGGCUAGCUCCUGCGCCGUCAUUUUACAUACAGCUCGAGGCAGGCCCUGGUCCUCAUCGCCGCGACGAAGUCUAGCGCUUACGCAGCGCAAAAGCACACUAUCAGCUCGCGCAGCGCUGCUUUACAGUCCAGACCCCGCCGCGCAACCGCUCAAGAGGCGUGCGCCGCCGCGCGCGCCGCUGAGAAUAAAGUGCAGGACCAGCUGCCGCUAACCAACCCUCCGGGAGCGGCAUGCCGCGCCUCAAGGCCGCCGUCCAGGCGCGCAAGGAGACGGCCCUCGAGUCCUUACGAGACGCUUUGCGGACGACGGGCCGCCUCAUCCGGCCGCGGCUCGGCUGCCCCGGCUAUGGCGCGGUCCGAGUAGCUCUGGCCCACUGGCGGCCGGAUUUCGAGGAUGUGCCCGAGAAGGAGCGACUCGCUCUUUUGCGAGCGGCGACGCAGUGGGACACGGAGCGCAAUUCCAAGGCCGGCCCGCACGCCCGCAUCGACGUGGAAAAACACGCGUCGCUCACGAAGGAGCUCAUCGAGUGGCUCGAGGCGCCGGAAGCCGCCGCGAAGGCCGCCGCGUCGGCGCGAGCUGUUUCCCGACGAACCGCGAGAGGCGGCGGCGGCCAGCGGAAGACGGCUCAGCACGCCGUCGUCCACCGCCCUUCGACGCACGCGGCGCCCUGCAAGAAGCGGCGCGUGGCCUCGAAGAAGAAGGCCCACGCCUUGGUGCCUCCGUCGUCCACUCCGAAGGCGAAGAUGCUCCACCCGGGCUGCCACGGGCACCUGCCUCCGGGGUCUACUCCUGCUUCUCACUUGAGACCGGGCGACACGAAGCCGCACAUCGACUUCAUGCUGCCGGACGGGACGCUCGACUGUCGCUUCGACAGCUACUGCGACCAAUUGAUGGACGAGCCCGCCGGGUCGUGCCUGCACCACACUCUCUCAUUGUUUGAUGCCAAUGAACCGGGUAGCUUCGCGGACGCGGCGCGCGCGCGGCCCAUUAGACAUGGUGACCACGUGCACCGCUUGGCGGGCCAGCCCGUGGGCGACUGCGGCGCGCUCUGGCCGGCUCAUAUAUCUGAAGCUGAUUUAGAUUUCGCGACGGCGCUCUUCGACGUCAAGGACUCGAAGUGAGCUUCUUUGCUUGGCGUGUCCCGUCUGCUGCGGGACAUGCGCAUCUCUCUCUCUCCCUCCCCAUAAUAGUAUGUAAGACAUAGAAGAAUUA
Pelagomonas calceolata is the source of this 1255-nucleotide messenger RNA. The record is from the annotation of a GenBank genome assembly. Lineage: Eukaryota; Pelagophyceae; Pelagomonadales; Pelagomonadaceae.